AUCUUGCGAUCCGUCAUCGUAUUCAUUCUUCACGUUCUACUAAGCUACUUGCCAUUACUGCCAUCAAAGAAAAAUUCAAGCUUUUGCUGCAAACUUGACCAUUCCCUGUCUCAAAACCGUUCUUAGGUCCUUUCUGCUUCGUUUAAUCUAAUUUUGUGUUGGGUUGGGUUGCUUUACACAGAAAAAAGGAGAGGUGAAGAGGGUAUUUGUGUCUCAGGUAUUUGAUUUGAUGGGGAUUUGCUUAAGUGCCAGGAUCAACGAGAGCCCAAGUAACACAGGAGGGUUGAGUUCAAAGUACGUGAGCGGCGAUGGGAAAGACACGAGCAGUACAAGCAGCAAAGUCUCAUCAUUUUCGGCACCUCUGACACCCCGGAGUGAGGGUGAUAUUUUGCAGUCUCCCAAUUUGAAGAGUUUCAGUUUUGCUGAUCUCAAAAUGGCCACUAGGAACUUUCGUCCCGAUAGUGUGCUCGGAGAGGGCGGUUUUGGCUCGGUGUUUAAGGGGUGGAUUGAUGAAAAUUCAUUAACUGCUGCCAAGCCUGGAACUGGGACUGUCAUUGCUGUGAAAAGGCUUAACCAGGAAGGGUUCCAAGGUCAUAGGGAGUGGUUGGCAGAGCUGAAUUAUCUGGGACAGCUUCAUCAUCCUCAUCUUGUGAAAUUGAUUGGAUAUUGCUUAGAGGAUGAACACCGUCUUUUGGCGUACGAAUUCAUGCCUCGUGGCAGCUUGGAGAAUCAUUUAUUAAGAAGAGGUUCUUAUUUCCAACCUCUUUCAUGGAGCCUUCGAAUGAAGGUUGCUCUUGGUGCAGCAAAGGGGCUUGCCUUUCUUCACAGUGCGGAAACAAAAGUGAUAUAUCGGGACUUCAAGACUUCCAACAUUUUGCUUGAUUCAAACUAUAAUGCAAAGCUUUCUGAUUUCGGGUUGGCCAAAGAUGGACCAACAGGUGAUAAGAGCCAUGUUUCUACCAGAGUCAUGGGGACGUAUGGAUACGCAGCUCCAGAGUAUCUAGCCACAGGUCAUUUGACCUCUAGGAGUGAUGUCUAUAGUUUCGGAGUCGUGCUGCUUGAGAUGUUAUCUGGCCGCAGAGCGGUUGACAAGAACAGACCAUCUGGAGAGCAUAAUCUGGUGGAAUGGGCAAGACCUUACCUAACCAACAAACGUAAAAUAUUCCGUGUUGUAGAUAACCGCCUCGAAGGCCAGUAUUCAAUGGAAGUAGCCUUCAAGGCCGCUUCCCUUGCUUUGCGAUGCGUGUCUACUGAAGCCAAAUUCAGACCACGCAUGAAUGAGGUUGUAACAGCAUUGGAGCAGCUCCAGGAUUCGGGUGAAUCGGGAGGUAAUCAGAAUAAUAUUAGCAAAGCACCCCGGAUACGCAGGCGAAGUACCGGUGAUGCUAACAAUGGAAGGAGCAUUGCUGCAUACCCUCGGCCAUCUGCUUCCCCUCUUUAUGCCUGAUAACGCACACCAUGAAAGCUGCUUCCCUUUGAGGUGUUUUCAGGUGACUGUACAGUUCUCGCUUUAGCUAAUGUAAUCAAAACCAGUCCAAUAAAAAUGCAAGUUCCACCUUUAACAAGUGUGUGCAAUGCUGUAAAUCCUUGGAGAUUAUCUAGUGUUUGUUGCAACCGUGAGCCAACUUUUGAAGAAAAACAAAGAGGGUGCAACUACAUUUGUAUGAACACAAUUCAGGUUUUUAUGAAAUAGAAAAUGGAGUUGAAAAAGCA
Hibiscus syriacus is the source of this 1713-nucleotide messenger RNA. Its product is annotated as probable serine/threonine-protein kinase PBL9. Bases 230 to 1447 code for a protein of 405 amino acids. The transcript is spliced from 8 exons. The record is from RefSeq and is a predicted model, not a curated record. Gene Ontology annotation, molecular function: ATP binding; protein kinase activity. Lineage: Eukaryota; Viridiplantae; Streptophyta; Magnoliopsida; Malvales; Malvaceae. Gene Ontology annotation, biological process: protein phosphorylation.